Messenger RNA from Vicia villosa (hairy vetch), 1581 nucleotides. RefSeq names its product cytochrome P450 724B1. Gene Ontology annotation, molecular function: heme binding; oxidoreductase activity, acting on paired donors, with incorporation or reduction of molecular oxygen; monooxygenase activity. The coding region runs from base 34 to 1470 and encodes 478 amino acids. The record is from RefSeq and is a predicted model, not a curated record. NCBI's taxonomy places the organism in Eukaryota, Viridiplantae, Streptophyta, Magnoliopsida, Fabales, Fabaceae. Gene Ontology annotation, biological process: sterol metabolic process. The transcript has 8 exons.
AUUUGAGCAUUCUUUUAAAAAAAAGAAGCUACAAUGGUUGAGAUUUUGGCCAUGAUUUUAAGUUUAAUCUCAAUCUUAGCUUUUACUUAUGUUGUGAAAUAUCUUAACAAACAAGGUUCAUCACACAACCUGCCCAAUGGAAGUAUGGGGUGGCCAUUUAUCGGAGAGACUCUUCUAUUCCUCAAGCCUCAUAAAUCAAAUUCCUUAGGAAGCUUUUUACAAGACCGUUGCUCUAGGUAUGGAAAAAUUUUCAAGUCACAUAUAUUUGGCUCUCCCACGAUAAUUUCAUGUGACUAUGAGUUCAACACGUUUAUUCUUCAAAAUGAGGGGAAAUUAUUCCCUGUUGAUUACCCUAAAGUAAUGCACAAAAUUUUAGGAAAAUAUGCUCUAAUUCUUGUCACAGGAGAAGUUCACAAAAAGCUAAGAAGCACGGUUAUCAGUUUUGUUAGUGCAUCAAAGUCCGAAUCCAACUUCCUUCACUUUGUUGAAAUGCUUGCCCUCUCAAGGAUUAACUCAUGGGGAUCAAAUUGUAAACAAGUUGCUUUCUAUGCAGAGGCUAAAAAGUUUGCCAUCAAUGUUAUGCUGAAACACCUUCUAAAUAUGAACCAUGAUGAUCCCCUUGCCUCCAAGAUUUUGGACAACUUUGAGAAAUAUAUUAAGGGCUUCAUUUCACUUCCCUUAAAUUUUCCAGGGACUAUAUACUCCAAAGCUGUGAAGGCUAGAUUAAGACUAUCAUCUAUCAUCAAAGAUAUCAUAGUGAAGAGGCGUAAAGCGAAUAAUAGUAUGGAAGAAGUGGACCUAUUGAAUUUGAUUUUAUCGAAGGAGAAUUUAAGUGAUGAAGAGAUGGUGAGCAUUGUUUUGGAUCUUUUGUUUGGAGGAUAUGAGACAACCUCAAAACUUCUCUCUUUGAUUGUUUACUUCCUUAAUGGAGCCCCAGAUGCUUUAAAAUGCUUAAAGGAAGAGCAUGAAAUGAUAAGGAAAAGUAAAACGGAAGGGGAUCUACUGAAUUGGGAAGACUAUAAGAAAAUGGAGUUCACUCAAAAUGUGAUUAAUGAAGCUAUGAGGUGUGGGAAUGUUGUGAAAUAUCUGCAUAGAAAAGCUUCUAAAGAUAUCAAAUUCAAAGAGUUUGUGAUACCAUCAGGGUGGAAGGUGUUUCCUGUUUUGUUAGCACCACAUUUGGAUUCUAAUAACUUCGAAAAUCCAUUGGAAUUCAAUCCCUUUCGAUGGAAUGUAUGUUGCAUUGGACAAGACAAGAAAGUUGCACCAUUUGGUGGUGGCCCACGACUUUGUCCAGGGGCUGAUCUAGCUAAAGUCGAAAUAUCAUUCUUCCUUCAUCAUCUUAUCCUUAACUACAGGUGGAAAAUGAAGGCAAACGACGACCCAAUUGCUUUCCCUUAUGUGGAAUUCAUAGGAGGGUUACUAUUGGAUCUUCAACCCACAACCACUACUUUUGGGAAACAACACGCUUGAUUGUUGUUUUGAUUUUAUUAUAUUUUGAAGAAACCAUAAUUAUAAUAAGAAAUUACUUACAUGAUUCACAUUAUUAUAUUAGUAAAAUAGUUUAACAAUAUUUCAUUUGGC